This is a messenger RNA of Emiliania huxleyi CCMP1516, 1819 nucleotides long. RefSeq lists its product as hypothetical. Bases 1 to 384 code for a protein of 127 amino acids. The transcript has 2 exons. NCBI's taxonomy places the organism in Eukaryota, Haptophyta, Isochrysidales, Noelaerhabdaceae. The record is from RefSeq and is a predicted model, not a curated record.
AUGUCCCUUGUAACCUGCUCAAUCCUCGCCGACGUCGAGACGCUCGCGUCGGGGAGCAAAGGGCGCACCGCCCUCGCGGCUCUGGUCCGGCACGCGGCCUCGGCGCGCUGCCUCCACGAGUGGAGCGCGGGCUCCUCGCCGCCGCGCCUCAGCGACGAGGCUUGCGCGCGGCUGAUGGAACGGACCACCGACGCGCCGCACGCCUCGCCGUCUACAGGGAGCUGGGAGGGAGGAUGCGGAUAUGCGGCUGGGGGCUGGCAGGAGGACGGCACGCCGGCCACGCCGCCACUACACAGGAAUUUUAAGAAGAUUGGAUAUUGCGGCACCUUCACGGGGAACUCGUCUCCCGAUACUGCAACCCAGACAGACAAGAGCUGGCUCUGAGCCACCGCUGCACGCACGCUAGACUGCCACAACGUAUCAGACACUCCUCAUUCCGAGUACACAUCCACCCUCACGCACAAUUAGUGUUCAGCGCCCACUCAAGGAUUGGCCCAAUGCCAUCUACGUCAUCUACGGCCCCGUUCGUUGCGAUGCGUCCGAUUAGUCGCGGUUGCCGGUGGUCUCCGUACUAGUGAAACACUUGGCAUUUACGGUCUCCGCGUGGGCGAGGGUGUGGCCACUGAAGGCAUUCGGCACCCUGGAGAAGGCCAAUUGAUGACAGGCCGGAAUUAAUCCACCGUUCCGUUCAACAGAAGACCGCACAGCUCGGCCAGACGAAGACUCACUCCUUCUCAUGUCCCUCGUUAAUCAUGUUGGCCACGAGGACCACCUCUGACACAUUCAGGGGUGCGGUCGGGGAUGCCAGCCAAAAGGGCGGGAAGGUUGUCUGGGUGCCGCCGACAACUAGCGUGCCACUCGCGGCGCCCCGCUCGGCAGCUUUGGCAGCGACCAGCGGGAGUAGUUUUUGCGUGGCGCCCAAAGGCCUUUCAUCGUUGGACAUAAGGGCAUGCGUGGUCAAGACCACGCCCAGCAGCCAAGGCACGGCGGCAACGGCGAGCGCGGCGUCCGCAAUCCCCUCCGUGACGCAAUAGCCACGGUGCGAGGCGCAGAAGACGACGUCUCGGGCCAACAUCAAGAUGGCCGCACUCAGAGACAGAACUGAGGUCGCGCCCGCCAGCCGGCGCCACCCGAGGGGGACUCGGACCGUGGUGGCCAGUACGAGGCAGGCGCAGCCAACUUGCCCGCAAGCCAUGAUGGCGAGGAGAUCAGGCGUGACGCCGUCGCCAAUCGCAAUCUGGAGGCCAAAUAAGCCGACGGCGAUCACACAAACGGCAGCCCCCACGGCGGCGGAGGCCACGCGGAGAGCUUUGAAAGUCGGACUGGAAGGCCGCCAAAAGAUACUUUGCAGAAGGACGAUCGUUGCGGCGACGAUGCCGAGGAUAACACCGGCGCCACUGAAGGCAGACGCAUCGGUGUCGUGCCUCUCGUAAGGCACUAGCCACCACGGCCGGUGAUGAUUCGCAUCCUCCUCUGUCAGGCGGAACACCUCAACUCCAUAAGUGACGUCGCCCUCGGUGACCUGCGCCUCCAAUGUCGUGAGCACGACAUUGCACUUGUCCGACGGCGGCGGCACGGAGCAGAGCUCCCAGCGCGCGCCCCCGAUGGUGUAGCACCACGGCCCAAUCUCCGCCGAGCCCGGGUUUCGGCAAAAGUUGUGCCCUCCGAGCCCAAAGGUUGGAAAGGCGAGGCCGGUCUUGGUGUGCGCGUUGGGCGUCUGGUGUGACCAGACCUGGCACUGGUGGCCCGCCGCGGAGACCGCCACGUGGCCGCGAUAGUCGAUCCCGCGGCUGUCCGUGUAGCACUCGUCCGCCUCGUG